Messenger RNA from Sardina pilchardus (European sardine), 3660 nucleotides. It is a transcript of the gene trim32, whose product is annotated as tripartite motif containing 32. Gene Ontology annotation, biological process: protein K48-linked ubiquitination. The coding region runs from base 115 to 2223 and encodes 702 amino acids. The transcript has 3 exons. Lineage: Eukaryota; Metazoa; Chordata; Actinopteri; Clupeiformes; Clupeidae. Gene Ontology annotation, molecular function: ubiquitin protein ligase activity; zinc ion binding; protein binding. The record is from RefSeq and is a predicted model, not a curated record.
AACACCGCAGUCUAGCAAGCACACCCACCGCAUAACGCCCUGCUGUGUUAGCUACGUUUCACCAGACCUGACAUUGAAGCGAAGGCUCGCUCGGCGCCAGUGGACGAGCACGCGAUGGCCGUGGCGGUGCCUCUGGACCCGGACCUGCUGCGGGAGGUUCUGGAGUGCCCCAUCUGCCUGGAGACGUACAGCCAGGAGCAGCUGAGGCCCAAGCUGCUGCAGUGCGGCCACACGGUGUGCAGGCAGUGCCUGGAGAAGCUGCUCGCCUCCACCAUCAACGGCGUGCGCUGCCCCUUCUGCAGCAAGGUGUCGCGCAUGAGCAGCAUCUCGCAGCUGGCCGACAACCUGACCGUGCUGAAGAUCAUCGACUGCGCGGCGUCCUGCCCGGGCCCCAGCGUGGUGGCGCUCAUGUGCAAGGCCUGCCGCAACCGGUUACCGCGGCAAUACUGCCGAGACUGCGGCCUGGUGCUGUGCGACGCGUGCACGGCCGAGGGCCACCUGCAGCAGGGACACGCCGUCCAGAGCAUCCGCGCGGCGGCCGAGCAGCACCGGAGGGAGCUCGGCGGGCGUCUGGCCGGCCUGCGCGAGACCAUGGCGGGCGUCCAGAAGAAGAAGGCGGCCAUCGACGGCGUGGCGAAGUCGCUGCGGCUCAAGUACAGGGCGGUCCAGCAGGAGUACGCACGGGCCGAGCUGCGGCUGCAAGAGGAGCUGGGACGGUCCAGGAGGGCGUUCGCCGCGUCGCUGGCCGAGGUGGAGAAGCUCAACGCGCAGAUCCUGGAGGAGCAGACCUACCUGCUGAACAUCGCCGAGGUGCAGGUGCUGUCGCGCUGCGACUACCUGACCACGCGCAUCAAGCAGUCGGACAUCGCGCUGCUGGAGGACGGAGGAGGAGGAGGCUGCUCGGGCGCGAGCGCCAUGGCGUCCGGAGGAGGAGGAGGAGGAGGAGGAGGAGGAGGAGGAGGGGACGACGAGGAUGACGAGCCCGACCUCAAAGCCAGCCUCCCGCUGCUGCUCAAGCUGCAGGACCCCGAGCUGGUCAAGAUGGAACACUCCAAGCCGCUGGACGUGGGUCAGCUGACCACCAAGCCGUGCACCGUCAACAUGGACGAGGCGGACGGCCAGGAGCUGGUCGCUUCGGUCGCUUCGGCCGCCUCUGGCCCGCUUGACCUGUACCGGGACAUCGACAUGAUCGCCGCCGUGGAGGAGGCCGUGUGCGCGUCGCCCGGCAGCUUCAAGUCCAAGUCGGUGGACGGCGGCGGCGGUCCGUCAGGCGGUGCGACCGGCUCCUCGUCAUCCUCGUCCUCCUCCGGCAUCCAGCUGUGCCAGUUCGUGAAGAAGAUGGGCUGCAAGGGCAACCUGCCGGGCAUGUUCAACCUGCCGGUCAGCAUCUGCGUCACGCCGCAGGGCGAGGUCCUGGUGGCCGACCGCGGCAACUACCGCAUCCAGAUCUUCAACCGUAAAGGCUUCCAGCGCGAGAUCCGCCGCAACCCCAGCAGCAUCGACAACUUCGUGCUGAGCUUCCUGGGCGCCGACCUGCCCAACCUCAUCCCGCUGUCCAUCGCCAUCACCCCGCAGGGCCUCAUCGGCGUCACCGACAACUACGACAACUCCGUCAAGGUGUACACCACGGACGGGCACUGCGUGGCGUGCCACAAGAACCAGCUGAUCAAGCCGUGGGGCAUCGCCGCCAUGCCCUCGGGCCAGUUCGUGGUGUCGGACGUGGAGGGCGGCAAGCUGUGGUGCCUGGCGGUGGACCGCAACGUGGGAGUGGUCAACUACAACCGGCUGUGCUCGGCCGUGCGGCCCAAGUUCGUGACGUGCGACCCGGCGGGCACGGUCUACUUCACGCAGGGCCUCGGCCUCAACAUCGAGAACCGCCACAACGAGCACCACCUGGAGGGCGGCUUCUCCAUCGGCUCGGUGGGCACGGACGGGCAGCUGGGCAAGCAGCUCAGCCACUUCUUCUCCGAGACGGAGGACUUCCGCUGCAUCACGGGCAUGUGCGUGGACGCCAACGGCGACCUGAUCGUGACGGACAGCGGCCGGCGGGAGAUCCUGCAGUUCCCCAAGGAGGGCGGCUACAACGUGCUCAUCCGGGAGGGCCUCACCUGCCCGGUGGGAGUGGCCGUCACGCAGAAGGGGCAGCUGCUCGUGCUGGACUGCUGGGACCACUGCGUCAAGGUGUACACCUACCUGCAGAGGCGCCGCUCCUCCACCUGCUAAAGGUGGAUGCAGACACCACCCCUACACCUGCGACAGGUGGACUCAUGUACUUAACCCCUGACCCCACCCCUACACCUGCGACAGGUGGACUCAUGUACUUAACCCCUGACCCCACCCCUACACCUGCGACAGGUGGACUCAGACCCCUCCCCUACACCUGCGACAGGUGGACUCAGACCCCACCCCUACACCUGCGACAGGUGGACUCAGACCCCUCCCCUACACCUGUGACAGGUGGACUCAUGUACUUAACCCCUGACCCCACCCCUACACCUGCGACAGGUGGACUCAGACCCCACCCCUACACCUGACACCACUGGUACACCUGCUACAGGUGGACACAUUCUUAUAAAGAAAAACAAAACUGCUAAAGCUCAGCCUGGGGGGGGUCCUGCAUUGUGUGUGUGUGUGUGUGUGUGUGUGUGGGGAGGGAAGAGGGGGGGCACCAGGUUUGAGAUGUUGGUGGGGUGGGGGUGUGUGUCUGUGGCUGGGUGGGAGUGUGUGUGUGUGUGUGUGUGUGUGUGUGGGGUGGAUAAAGACUCUGUUGUUAUUACUCGCCACUUUAAUCUUUCCUCUCUUGCGCUCUAAACUGCGACGCCUGACUGACCGCUCCUCUGGUCAGGGCAGCGCACAAGACAUGCGACACGAGACCGGGCGACAGACAGACAGCCUUCGCUACAAUCACACUGGGCCCCCGGCCCGGUCAGAUCUCUUCGGCCCGGCUCGGAUCACGCGCUCUCGUCAGGGAACGGAACUCUCUCAGACCCCCGGUCUGUCUGCCGGCCCACGCCGCCUCCCUUAACGGCCUCCCAGCAGGCCACAGCACAAUGGAAGGCAAUAAUUGGACUGUGUGUGUUAUAUGUGUGUGUGUGUGUGUGUGUGUUUGUGUGAGAGAGAGAGAUAGGGAUACAGAGAGCUUGUCAAUCAAUGUGAAAUUCUGAGAAUGCUGCUUUAGUGUCUCAGUGACGUGACUUUCUCACAGAGAGACCAGUGGAGUCCGAUACAUUUACAAAAGAACUGUGUGUGUGUGUGUGUGUGCGUGUGUGUGUCUGUUAAUGUGUCAGGUUGGUCAGUACCUGCAUACCUUAAGGACUGACCUUGUCAUCUGAAUCGUGUGUGUUCUCCAGUACAACACAGUACAGUACAGUACACUACACUACACUAUGUCCCCAGUUUACUUUCCCAGCGAUGUGCAACGUCCGUGGUAUUCUGUGUCCCCUAGUCGGUCAUACUGCUUCUACUUGAAUGGCUUGCUUGCUUGAUUGGAAGAGAAACGUGUCAUUUUGCUCCCUUAAGAAGUCGGCCCUUGCCUGGUGUAAUCGAAAUGGCAGGACAGCCACGGAGAUGAAUCAUUAGUUUAUAUGUUCACACCAUGUAGCAUUGAUGAUCUAUGCUUGGGGGACCACAAACAAUAAAAUGCUUUGUGGAACACUACAA